GUGGGACACCUACGAACAUAGGUUAGCUUACAGUAGAUACACGUUGGCCCUUUGGCGUGAAGCAUGGCUCGUGUGGGGGAAAUGGAGGUUCUCCAAGCACAGAUGGAGGAACUACGGGUUCAGUUGGAAACCCUCAGAAUUGGGGAGGCCCACAGAGGGCAGAGCAAGGACGUUUCACUUGUAGCCGGGAUAAAGGAAUGGACGGGGGAAAGUAAGGGGAGAUCUGUAUACGAGUUUUUAACGCAGAUAGAGACAUUGGCCAAGGUGAGUGGAUGGACUAGCCACGAUAAAGCUUUCAUUGUUAAGGCCAAAUUGCAAGGGUUGGCCCUGCAGUUCUUGAAUGGAAGGGAAGAGCUAGGUCGAGAUGGAUGUUCCUACGAAGUUCUGAGGCAGGCACUGAUUGAGAGGUUCAGUGACAAGCUCCCUGACCAGUAUUACUAUACUAGACUACAGGACGCGGUUCAGGGGAAGAACGAAAGCGCGGAGGAGUUCAGUGACCGUUGUAGGAAGAUGUGUCAAAGAACCAUCAGGAAGGUUAACGACGAAGGGACCCAGCGUAUAAUUAAUGAGGAGGCGGAACGUAGAUUGUUGGCAGCCUAUGUUCACGGUCUUAGGGGCAUAGUGGGGCAACAAGUACAAUUUCAGAUGCCCAGCACGAUGGAGCAGGCGGUGAGGUUAGCGGUCACAGUAGAAAACGUGGAGAAACACAAACAGCUAACCGAAGGAGUCAAGAAGGUAUUUACCGCUAGGAGCGACGUUGAAUGUUUCCGUUGCGGGAAAAGAGGGCAUUAUGCUAGGGAUUGCCGACAAGAAACCCCCUCCAUGACGUCAGGUCGGAGGUCGUGGCGAGAUCAGAGCUCUAGGCGGAGGGACCCACCCUCCCGCGACCUUCUGCUCACUCGAGGAGGUAGAGGAAGGGUCGGAUCAGGCAGGCAAAGCUUUCGGGGACCAGACUGCCCAAAAUUUUCUCGAGCUGCCCAGCACCCAAACGGUCAGGGUUCGACGUCCAGAUCCCCAGCGUCGAACCAGCAAUAGAGUGCACGACGGUAGGUCGGUCGCACGUAGGAAUUACUGGCCCAGAGUUGUUGCUAGAAAUAGAAAUAGAAGGAAGUUUCCACCAGGUGUUAGUAGAUUCAGGAGCCAGCCUGAGCGUGAUGAAGCCGGGAAUUAAUACGUCAGAUAUUCGUGCUACACG
Molecule: messenger RNA, 1195 nt
Organism: Cryptotermes secundus
Lineage: Eukaryota; Metazoa; Arthropoda; Insecta; Blattodea; Kalotermitidae
Exons: 2
Coding region: 64-1035 (323 amino acids)
Molecular function (GO): nucleic acid binding; zinc ion binding
Source: RefSeq, a predicted model, not a curated record